AUGGAUGUGAGAGGAGAAUUAAAGGGGCGAUGUAGUUGUUCGUCGGCGGCGACCACCACGGGGAAGAGGAAAAACGAUCACAGACCUUACAAGGGAAUACGGAUGAGAAAGUGGGGAAAGUGGGUGGCGGAGAUUAGGGAACCAAAUAAACGGUCAAGAAUUUGGCUCGGAUCCUAUUCCACACCCGUCGCGGCGGCAAGAGCCUACGACACCGCCGUCUACUACCUCCGUGGGCCCUCCGCCCGGCUCAACUUCCCGGAGUUACUUGCGUCCGAUGGCACACCAGAUGAGUUGUCGGCGUCUUCUAUUCGGAAGAAAGCGACGGAGGUCGGGGCAAGGGUGGAUGCAGAAACGAGUGGUACUUCCGUGCAACAUGCACUCAAGCCUUGUUGGUUUGAAGAGAAACCCGACUUGAAUAAGAAACCCGAACCCGAACCCGAAUCCGAAUCCGAAUACCCAGAUGGUGAUGAUAACUGA
Messenger RNA from Lactuca virosa, 477 nucleotides. The record is from the annotation of a GenBank genome assembly. NCBI's taxonomy places the organism in Eukaryota, Viridiplantae, Streptophyta, Magnoliopsida, Asterales, Asteraceae.